GGUGAACAAGGUGAAUGAGUGAAGGGAUGCUUUGUCAAGCUACCGCACUGAGUCAACAAUAAAGUCCAAUCGCUACACCAGGUGCAACUUUCUCACACAACACUCAUCCCUGAUGCACACAUUAAAUCUAAUAUCAACCAGCAUCCAACCUGCUGGCAUUGGAAGAGCCUGAUAGGCUACAAGUACAUCUCUGGGAGGAGAAGAGCAUCAAUUCAUCAAAUCUUUCCCAGCCUGCUGGCAUUUGAAAAGCCUGAUAGGGAAACCAGUUCUUGCUCUCUGGAAGAGGAACAGCAGUAGCAUCAUCGAGUAUCAAACAGAAGCUCCCAUCUGGAAUUGGAAUGGCCAGUGCAUCCAAAAAGCAACCCCCUGAAUCAAGAAUGGCUAUGGGUGAUUCCCACAAGGCCAAUAUGGAUAAACUGACCCGAAUGGCAUCGUCAGUCGAGAUAGGAACGGGUGUCUUAGGAAACUUCAAAUUUAAGGGCCCCGUGCGCACCCGCGCAUUCACUACAUCGGUGUUAGAAACCAAGACUGACAUGGCAGAUGUGUUGGAUUCCAACGCUUCCAAACUCCCGGGCCGGCCACUGGAUUAUCAAACGGCUCUGGAACUGAAGCAGGUGCUGUUUGGCACACGAAUGUUCUCCUUCGAUGAGGAGUGGAAACGCAGCUGCUUCCAAUGGCAGAGCAUAAAGGGAGCCUUUUCUUAUGGGCUGUACUGCCCACGGGACAAAGCACGGGGGGUGAUCAUGGCCAUACAGGUCCACAUAGUCAGACAUCUCUUGUUUGAUAAGGCGCAACAUGAAGGAGUGCAUUACCUGCGGGAUGAGACCGACUCGCUCGAUGUAUCAAGUGCGUUCCGUCUCAAGCCGGAGGACGAGGAAAGGAAGCAAGCCUUCCUGCUGGCUCUGGUGGACAUCUUAUGGGCAGCCGGGGACAACAAGAAAGCCACGGUGGUGCUUCAAGAUCGGAAGAAACCAGGACUGCUUCACUCAGAGGAGAAGAAACUACAGUUCUUUGCUCAGUCGCUGCAUGCGUCAGAGUUUACAGACAAAGAGGACAUGCGAGUCUUUCUCAGGAAUCACUUAGAACUGCUGAUGUACCAUGAAGGCGGUGGGGUUCUCAUGUUCCUGUUCAGCAUAAUAUUAUCUAGAACACUGCCAAAACUACGGGAGGAUCUGCAAGACGAGUAUCUCUUUACUGACAGGAACCAGUGUUGCGUUGCGCUGAUCAUGCUGGUGCUGACUGGCCGUGCUACUUCCAAUCUCUUUAACGGGAAGAAGGUCUAUGACAAGGCUGGCGAAGCACUGCCUAAGCCCCUAAUAGGGAUGUCACAUCGAGCUGACUGUGGCUUCCUGGUGGUGGACAGAAGCAAAAUCAAAGAAGAAGAGAAAAUCGAGGUGGGCAGCAUGCUGAAGACUCCCCGGGUACCGGUCUGGCUGACGUUCCUCAAUGGCCGUUACUCCAUGCUCUUCUGCACCAACAUCCGACUGACCAGCGACUGGCGGGCCGAGCACCGGUUCCUGCUGCACUACUACAACGGACAGCCGGACCAGACGGACGAAGCUGUCCUGACUAUAGAUACCAAGACCACUGCCCCUCAGUCAAUGUCGGAGAGCUUUGAGGAGCGACAGCCGCCUCUACUGGAGGAGUGCAUCCAUACAAGGUGGCCAGACGCUUGCAUUGACUGGAACGGAGCUUUGCCAUUCAUCUGAACCAAAAUGAAGCAACCCAAUAAUAAAACAAAACAUACAGAGCCCAGCAACAUACUGCCACCAACAGGCAAAUUAAUCCUAACUCCCUAGCAUGAUUUACUAGGAACCAUACCCAUCCUGGCAAAUUCCAACACCAUAUGGGAAACUGCACACACAUAUUUCUGACUUUGAUUCUGGAGGUGUGCCAACCCAAUGUAAAAGACUGUCAGUUUUGGGGUACUGUACCCAUCCUGACAGAUUCCAACAAACAUGCCGUUGCCGUUUGAUGGGUUGAGUUCUUUUGGGAUUAAUGUAUGAAAAAGUGACAAAUUUCACAAGCAUUGUUCAAGUUUUGUCUCAACUUGCUUGCACUUGGCUUCAAAAAGAGGAACAUGUAAAACAAGUUCUGCUGUAAAAACAGUUUUCAUUCCAAAUAAGGCCUUUAGAUUAUCCUUUCUGAAAACUUAUUACUUUUGAAAUGUUCAUUGAAAUGCAAAGGCCAUUUGAGCAUUUUUCACCGUAAACAAAAUAAAGGAAAUGUGAUUUACUACCCUCUUCCUAAGAAACAGGUUUAUUUCAGGUACCCUUACCAAACCUAUUCAUUAUAUUCUCCUAUUCAUAACUGAGAUAUGUUAUACAUAGUAUUGACACUAAAUGUCUUAAUAUCCUACAGUAACAGUUUCUUGUAUCAAGAAAAAAACCAGGAAAUUCACCUUAAGAAGUAUCAUCGAUGUGACAUGGUGCAGUCACUAAAUUGACCAAGUUUGCUACUGAACAUGUAAAGUUUACUUAACAUUCCAAAAAAAGCAGGAUGUCUAGUUCUUCAUUUUCUUUGGAAAAAAGUCAUUUGUUUAAGACUUCUUUAGAAGUCUUCUUUAUUGCUGCCAACCAUGUAAAGGUUUAUUGAAAUAUUUCGUGCGUUUUUAGUAACUGCCUUUUUUCUUGGAAGAAAAAAAUUGAUUUGCAUCAUUGAAUUUAUUGGAUGUUAAUAUUUUUUUGCAAGGUGCCAAACUGAGAAUCCGCCCAAUUACAAUUCCUGUUUCUUUUUUGCCUUAUUACUUUUUCGCCUAUUUCAAUCUAUUCUCUGAAAUUGCUCAAAUGCCAAAUGGUUUACUCUGAAAUGCGAAAUAUAUUUUCCCAAAGAGCUGCCUACUUUGUACAUGUAAAUAUAUGAUUUUCCAACAGCCGUCCUUUUGAACUUGGGUGGAUGAAGACUUGCCUAAAACUGUUUAAUUCAUAGAAUUUUAAUUGGAUUUUUUUUCAUUUCAGUUUUUAAAAUAAUUGCAAAUAUAUAUUCAGAACACAAAUUUGUACUUGAAUAAUAACGUAGUAUCUAUAACUUUUGCUUUUUAGUGUGUGUUUCCUUGCCAUUUAACAAAAGUACUAGUUGUAAAAGUAGGUGAUCUUUAAUAGUUUCAGUUGAGUUGUUUGUAUAGAUGUAGUGUACAUUGUACAUGUAUGUACUAAAACAUCGCUUUUUUUUUUUUCAGCAUUACAUUUUAACAAAAUAGUUUUCUAACUCUUUAGAGAAUUUUUUUCCGUGAUAAGUCAUCUCAAUCUUGAGGUUAUACUGCCCAAAUCCAAUUUAAACAAUCUUUCUUUUUUUUCAAUUCUCUGUAAAUUUUUGGGGUGAGAGAGAGUGUAUAAUUUUCUCAUUAUUGUCAGUCAACUCGUCACUUUUGUUGAAAAUGAUCUUCUUUGUGAAAAGUGCCAUUCCUGUAAAACUUAAAUUUCUGAUCAAUUUGUAGUUGCGUGAAUGCAGUUUAAUAUGAUGCAAUACUUUUUUUGUCUGCCAUUAUGUAUUUUUUGUCCAACAUUUUGGUGAUAUACCGUAUCAAGCUAUAUUUUAAGAGAAUUUAACUCUUUUUUUAUAAAGCUUAAUUGAGCCUGUGUGUUAAUGAAA
Molecule: messenger RNA, 3591 nt
Organism: Patiria miniata (bat star)
Lineage: Eukaryota; Metazoa; Echinodermata; Asteroidea; Valvatida; Asterinidae
Gene: mindy4b
Product: inactive ubiquitin carboxyl-terminal hydrolase MINDY-4B-like
Exons: 13
Coding region: 339-1709 (456 amino acids)
Biological process (GO): protein K48-linked deubiquitination
Molecular function (GO): K48-linked deubiquitinase activity; cysteine-type deubiquitinase activity
Source: RefSeq, a predicted model, not a curated record